AUGAGGGAAGGUGCUAUCCGGGUUUUCAAUCAUCUGGGACGUCAUGGCGGACGUCAGGCUCUUUCCUUUCCCUCUAGUUUUCACUUGGCCCUGAAGUCCGAUUGGGACGGCCGACGUAGGCACCGGUCGAGGUCCCGCUCGCGAGAAAGGGGAAAAAGACAUCGCUCUCGCAGCCUCGAACGUAGACGCGAUCGUGACAGGGAUCGGGAUCGAGACAGAGAACGUUUUCGGGAUCGAGAAAGACAUGAUGGACACACUGAACGGUAUCCAUCAGAUACCUAUGGCUACCGGCUGGAUCGCGAUGGGCGUAGAUAUAGCUCCCGAGCGAAGUCGCCUGAACUUACACCAGAAGAACGCGAUGCUAGAACUGUUUUCGUAUGGCAACUUUCUGCUCGCAUUCGCCAAAGAGAUCUCGAAGAUUUCUUCUCCUCUGUUGGCAAAAUCAGAGACGUACGUCUUAUAAUGGAUAAUAAGACAAGGCGCUCCAAAGGAAUUGCUUAUGUCGAAUUUCGUGAAGUCGAAUCAGCUCAGUUAGCUCUUGGAUUGACUGGCACCAGACUUCUCGGUGUCCCUAUCCAGAUACAGCAAAGCCAUGCUGAGAAAAACAGAUUGGGCAACCUUGUUAACUCCCAAGUCUAUGCUGCAAGCACUACUUAUCACAGGCCGCCUCAACCAAAGGGUCCUAUGAAACUUUACGUAGGGUCACUGCAUUUCAAUAUAACCGAAGAAAUGCUCAAAGGUAUCUUUGAGCCUUUCGGAAAAUUGGAAGAAUUAAAACUUAUCAAAGAUACAACGACUGGUCGAUCUCAGGGCUAUGGAUUCGUUACUUAUACUAAUAGUGAUGACGCCAAAAAAGCACUUGAACAGCUUAACGGUUUUGAGCUCGCAGGCAGACCAAUGAAGGUUAAUUAUGUGACAGAAAAGAGUGAUCUUCACAGUCUGAGUCUUCUGGACAAUGAAGACGCGGACAGGGCUGGCAUUGAGCUUGGAACUACCGGACGUCUUGCACUUAUGGCCAAACUAGCAGAAGGCACUGGCCUAGAGCUGCCCAAGUCGGCUUUGGUACAGAUUCAAGCAGCACAGGGAAAUCCUACCUUAGGCGCAGCUGGGGCUGUAAGCUCGGCUUCUGCCACAGCACCCCCUGUUUGCACUCAAUGCUUCAUGCUUUCAAAUAUGUUCGACCCUCACAUAGCCACUCUUUCUACAUUCGAGGAAAUCAGGGAUGACGUGAUUGAAGAGUGUAGCAAGUUUGGUGGUGUCCUGCAUAUGUAUGUUGAUAGAACUAGCGCACAGGGAAAUGUCUACGUUAAAUGUCCUAGUAUCGGUGCCGCCACUAACUGCGUUAACGCACUUCAUGGGCGCUAUUUUUCCGGUCGCCUUCCUCCAACUGCCUCGUUCUUAAAGCUGGCCCAUCUUGAUUGCUCAAGUAGGAUCGCCUCCACCUCGCGCCUCGUCGGGUAUUCUCGUUUCUACAGAGAACAAAGGAUAUCUGAACUUACUCAUGACUCUGCUGCUUUCCUGAUUCCAAAUACUUUGUUGCUGUCUUUUUCUGCGUUUUGGGUCUGUCUGAAUCUUCCCGAUCAUAUUCCGGUCAAUAUCAAGAAGCUUAGUGUUUUCCAUCGUGUCCUGCUGUUCGACUACAUGCUGCCUACUCGGGCUCCCUCGGGGAUCCCCUCUUCCUGUCUGGCAUUGGAGUUUACUUCACUCUUUAUCUGCUAUAGGUUCAACUACUUUAGUCCCAAACUCUGGUUACCCGUGGCUUGUGUUUUGCUCGACAGUCCUCAACCCUUUGUCGCUUUAGUCACAUAG
This is a messenger RNA of Protopolystoma xenopodis, 1809 nucleotides long. Lineage: Eukaryota; Metazoa; Platyhelminthes; Monogenea; Polystomatidea; Polystomatidae. The record is from the annotation of a GenBank genome assembly.